UACUCUAGUUGUCACAUUGUUUAUCUCUCAAUAGUUCCUCUCAGUGAAUAUCCAAAUUGAAAUAGAAAAAAAAAAAAAAAAACAAAAACAUUACGAUAGAAAAUGCGUAUGCGUAGUAAUUUUAAGAACCCUGAUGAUCCAUCAGAUGGUUCCGAGAUUGACGAAGUCACAGACGCUGUACUGGAAGAUGAUGUCGAGUUAAUGAUCAAUGCACGUGUUGAAGAUUGGAGUGAGGAUGAUGAAGAUGUUGUUGAGGCAGCGGAGGGAAAUGCCGAAUAUGAUAUUGGAGAUGAGGAUACAAAUAGCGAUGAUAGUUCAGAAUUUGAUCCGAUGGCCACAGAUUCAGACGAUUCGAUGAGUGAUGGUGAGGCGGCUGGUGGUAGUAAAGCAGAAAAUAAGACAAACUCAUCGGCGACGCCAGGCGGCUCCAAAGGUAAUGAGGAUGAAGGUGGUGGCGGUGGUGGUAGCAGUAAAGCUGUUUUAGAAUUAAACGAAGACGAGGAGGAUGAUGAAACAGUAAAGGCCAUAAUUGCGGCCAUUAAAAAGCCACGCAGUUCACCACCCGAAAUUAAGCUAGAAGACUUUGUUACCGAUAUCUGUUUUCACCCACUGCGGGAUAUUAUUGCCAUUGCCACAAUAACAGGCGAUGUGGCCCUGUACGAGUACUCCAAUGAGGGCAAUAAACAUCUACGCACCAUUGAGGUACAUGCCAAAGCAUGUCGUGAUGUUGAAUUCUCAACCGAUGGCCUUAAUGUAUUGACAUGCUCCAAAGAUAAAUCGAUAAUGAUAACCGACAUGGAAACGGAAAAACUAAAGAAGUUCUAUGAAAGUGCCCACGAGGAGCCCAUAAAUAAAUUGCAUGUCAUAGACGAGAAUUUGUUUGCAACAGGUGAUGAUGGUGGCACCGUCAAGUUGUGGGAUCUUAGGACAAAAAAUGAAAUAUUUGCCCUGAAAGAGGUCGAAGACUAUGUCACACAAAUGCUAACCAAUGAGGCUGGUAAAUUGUUGUUGGUAACCAGCGGUGAUGGCUACCUGACCACCUUGAACAUUGGCGCCCGCAAAUUGUAUGUACAAUCAGAACCCUAUGAGGAGGAACUAACCUGCAUGGGCACCUAUCGUGGCGACUCCAAACUGGUUGUGGGCACAUCCAAGGGAAAUCUAUACACCUUUAAUUGGGGACAAUUCGGUUAUCACAGCGAUAAAUUUCCUGGAGUGAAAUCAUCAAUGUCGGAAAUGAUACCCAUUACAGACCGCAUUGCCUGUGUGGCCGGUGAAGAGGGUAUUAUCAGGGCUGUACACAUUGCACCCUUCAGAAAUUUGGGUAUUGUGGGCCAACAUAGCAUGCCCAUUGAAUCGUUGGAUGUGAGUAAUUCGGGUGAACUGAUCGCCUCGUCUUCACACAACAAUGAUGUACGCUUCUGGAAUGUGAAAUAUUUUGAAGAAUUCGGUGAUAUCAAAUACAAUGAGAAACACAAUAGCUACAAGGAGAAGCGACACAAUUUGCCAUCAUCGAAAUUUUCCAAUGCAUCGGAUUUCUUUUCGGACCUGGCCAAGGAGGGGGAGGAGAACAAUGGCGAUGAAUAGUAAUGGUAUUUUUAAGUUCUUGAACCAAGAAUGUUAUGCUGUAAAAAAAGAGGAAGAGAAAACUAAAUACUGAAAAGAAAACGUUUAUCAUUUUAUCCUUCCUUUA
Messenger RNA from Musca domestica (house fly), 1690 nucleotides. Its product is annotated as WD repeat-containing protein 55 homolog. The record is from RefSeq and is a predicted model, not a curated record. NCBI's taxonomy places the organism in Eukaryota, Metazoa, Arthropoda, Insecta, Diptera, Muscidae. The coding region runs from base 103 to 1584 and encodes 493 amino acids. Gene Ontology annotation, molecular function: protein binding. The transcript is spliced from 2 exons.